AUCUCCUUAACACCAAACACUAUGCCUUCAAUUCAGUUGCAGAGUUUUGAUGGAGAGAUAUUUGCAGUUGAUGUGGAAAUUGCCAAACAAUCUGUGACUAUCAAGACCACGUUGGAAGAUUUGGGAAUGGAUGAUGAAGGAGAUGACCCAGUUCCUCUACCAAAUGUGAAUGCAGCAGUAUUAAAAAAGGUCAUUCAGUGGUGCACCCACCACAAGGAUGACCCUCCUCCCCCUGAAGAUGAUGAGAACAAAGAAAAGCAAACAGACGAUAUCCCUGUUUGGGACCAAGAAUUCCUGAAAGUUGCUCAAGGAACACUUUUUGAACUCAUUCUGGCUGCAAACUACUUAGACAUCAAAGGUUUGCUUGAUGUUACAUGCAAGACUGUUGCCAAUAUGAUCAAGGGGAAAACUCCUGAGGAGAUUCGCAAGACAUUCAAUAUCAAAAAUGACCUUACUGAAGAGGAGGAAGCCCAGGUACGGAAAGAGAACCAGUGGUGUGAAGAGAAGUGAAAUGUUGUGCCUGACACUGUAACACUGUAAGGAUUGUUCCAAAUACUAGUUGCACUGCUCUGUUUAUAAUUGUUAAUAUUAGACAAACAGUAGACAAAAGCAGCGGCAAGUCAAUUGUAUUAGCAGA
Molecule: messenger RNA, 637 nt
Organism: Pan troglodytes (chimpanzee)
Lineage: Eukaryota; Metazoa; Chordata; Mammalia; Primates; Hominidae
Product: S-phase kinase-associated protein 1-like
Exons: 1
Coding region: 22-510 (162 amino acids)
Biological process (GO): ubiquitin-dependent protein catabolic process
Source: RefSeq, a predicted model, not a curated record